AUGUUUCCUAGUCUUUCUCUCGGGCGACUGGGCAGCGUAUCGAAGCAGUCUGCGUUGUCUCUGCUGCAGCAGCUGCAGCAGCGGUGGCUGAGAGGAGACACAAGGGCUGCUGCUGCUGCUGCUGCUGCAGCAGCAGCAGCAGCAGCUGCUGCUGCGCAUACACCCGGGGAGCCCUUCUCUCCCCUUCUCUCUAGCGACAGCGAGGAGGAGACGCAUACACCCGGGGAGCCCUUCUCUCCCCUUCUCUCUAGCGACAGCGAGGAGGAGACAGCAGCAGCAGCAGCAGCAGCAGCAGCUGCGCAUACACCCGGGGAGCCCUUCUCUCCCCUUCUCUCUAGCGACAGCGAGGAGGAGACAGGAGACACCCCACACCCCCCAGCUGUCUCCGCUGUCUCUGCUGUCUCCUCUGUCCCUUCAACUCCUCAGCAGCAGAGACAAGCCAGCGAGACAGAGACAGAGACAGAAACAGAAAACACAAAAAAAAUAAAUAAAGACAACACGCACAGCAGCAGCAGCAGAUCACCCAAAGCAGCAACCUCUGUAGAGACCAUACCCAGCACCGCCAGCUUCAACACAGACACAGCCAGAGAUACUCUCCAUCCCCAUCCUCAGCAGCAGCAGCAGCAGGAACAGCAGCAGCAGCAGGAACAGCAGCAGCACCACGAGCAGCAGCAGCAGCACGAGCAGGAGCAGCACCACGAGCAGCACGAGCAGCACAACGAGCAGCACGAGCAGCAGCCAGCAGCAGCAGCAGCAGGAACAGCAGCAGCAGCAGGAACAGCAGCAGCACCACGAGCAGGAGCAGCAGCACGAGCAGGAGCAGCACCACGAGCAGCACGAGCAGCACAACGAGCAGCACGAGCAGCAGCACGAGCAGCAGCAGCAGCAGCAGCAGCAGCAGCAGCAGCAGGGGGAGCCGGGGCCCGGUGUUUCUCCGCGGGUGCGGCCCAGACCGAAGAGGAUACAGCGGGGGCCCUGGGCCCACCAGUACCACGACGUAGAGGGCAGGACCUUCCGCGCAUACUCCCGCGGCAAUGCAGAGUAGUUCGUGCUGCUGCAGCAGCAGCAGCAGCAGCAGCAGCUUUCUGCUGCUAG
Messenger RNA from Eimeria mitis, 1095 nucleotides. RefSeq lists its product as uncharacterized. The transcript has 4 exons. The record is from RefSeq and is a predicted model, not a curated record. NCBI's taxonomy places the organism in Eukaryota, Apicomplexa, Conoidasida, Eucoccidiorida, Eimeriidae. Bases 1 to 1095 code for a protein of 364 amino acids.